AUGUCAUCAUUUAAUCCUAAAGAAGAACGUCAAGAAGCACGUGACUUUGUUUUACAUUAUUUAAAAGAUGAUGGAGUUUUAUUAACACGUUUACUUUCAUUAAAUAGUAGUGAUCUUGUUGUCACAGAAAUAAUCAAUCAAUUAUGGACACGUUAUAAAACAGUCAAUCGACUUUAUUCAACUGUUAAUCCUCAACGUCAUCAUCAGAAUAUUCCAACAAGUGAAAUAACAAAUAAUGAAAAUAAUAUAAAUACGAGUACACAAGAAACAAAUUUAAAUUAUCAAAAUGGUAAUAAAAAUUCUCAUCGACAAAGAGCAUCUCGCAUUCCACCAUUAUCAUUAUUGACAAAUAAUAAUCAGCAACAAUAUUCGAAAAAUGAAAAAUCAGAAAAUAAAUCAUCCAAAGAUACAGAUGUUUAA
Molecule: messenger RNA, 420 nt
Organism: Rotaria sp. Silwood2
Lineage: Eukaryota; Metazoa; Rotifera; Eurotatoria; Philodinida; Philodinidae
Source: the annotation of a GenBank genome assembly